ACAAGCGGGCGGCCACUCUGCCGUCCAAGUAUGACGGGAAAGGGGACAUCACCUCUUGGAUUAGCUCCAUGCGCUCAUACUUCGAGGUACUGCGAACACCGCAGGAAGACCGAAGCAUGAUCAUGGGCACAAAUAAUGAGCCCGCCGUACGGAGUUUCAUAGAACUCCAAGCUGUUACAGCAGGACUGUUAUCGUCUGCAGGGAAACAAGCAAAGGGCGUAGAAGAGUCAUCAACACUCUCUACAACAAGGGAAGCUGAACCAUCAGUUGCAGGCCCCUCCAAUGAGCCUGAAUCUGAUCAACAGCCUACUCUUGAAGCCCGGAACGACGCUGAAUCCAAGGCUGCUGCAGUUCAAGUAUUGUACACUGAGCCUUGGGAGGAAUCUAAGGAAGUUGACUUCCAUGCUCACCUGGAACAUUGGCUGCAGCUCAAGCAGCAACGCCGUGUUCAAGGGAGUGUGGAGCUAACCUUCUUUAAGCUGCUCAUUAACCGCCGAUACAUCCGCGCGCUGAUUGAUCGUGGCUCAACAACCAAUUUCUUUUCUCCUAACGGGAUUCGUAAGGCGGGCCUGGGAAUGAAGCAAGUGGAGUUGCAGAACCCUUGUCAGACCCAGGUGGGCAACCAAGAGGUUGUCACCUCAACACAUGCUGUCAAAGGUGUGCGCGUCACUUUUGACAAAGAUCGCACUGUCACACAUGAGCUGAACUUUUAUGUCAUGGACAAGUGUCAGUUCGACGCGGUCAUUGGUUUGGGCUGGUUAAAGGCUCAUUGCCUAAGGACCACGUGGGCGGAUAAUCAGUUCGUGGUGCGUGAUGCCAAGGGGAACGAGCGUACCGUUCUAUUGGACGAGACGCGCGAGUCCCCUGUGACUCUUUUGAGUGCGAACAAAUUCUGCAAAUCAGUGCGCAGACGCAAGGAGGCUGAGCAUGUACAUAUAGCUCUUGUAAAGCCUCUCCAUGUGCCUUCUACUUUUGCUGCAUUUUCUACCUCGGAAGGUAAAUCUACUUCUACCACCUCUACUUGUAGUCCCUCUACUUCUACUGUGAAUAAUCACCCUACUUCUGAUCCAAGUACUUCGAAUCCAGUUGUAAUUGUUGUAAAUUCUCGAUCUGAUUUUCUUUCUCCUGAUGAGGAUGAUCCUCCACCGGAAGUCCCAACGAACAUUCGUCGUCUAUUAGAUCGAUUCCCUGAAGUUCUGACCGGACCUCGUGGAGUUCCCGAGCGUCCGGUCAAACACAAGAUCGAGAUAAAAGAAGGGAGUGUUCCUCCAAAGGGUUGCGUCUACCGUAUGGGACAAGGCGAGUUGGAGGAGUUGAGGAGACAAAUUGAUGACAUGAUCGAUCGUGGAUGGAUUAGGCCUAGUGAGUCUGAGUUCGGUGCACCUGUCUUGUUUGUACCGAAGAAAGGAGGCAAACUCCGGAUGUGUAUUGACUAUCGUGGCCUGAAUCGGAUCACCAGAAAGAAUGCUUAUCCUUUGCCUCGCAUAGAUGAUCUGCUAGAUGCGGAAGGUGGGUGCAAUGUCUUCUCCAAGAUCGACCUCAAGUCUGGUUACCACCAGAUUGAAGUUGAUCCGAGCGACCAGCUGAAAACUGCAUUCAAGACACGCGAUGGGCUGUACGAGUUUAUCGUUAUGCCCUUCGGUCUUACGAAUGCACCAGCCACAUUUCAGUGCCUCAUGGACAAGGUUCUUCGCCAUCAGCUUAACAGGUUUGUUGUUGUUUACCUCGAUGACAUCCUGAUUUUCAGCAAGUCCAUGGAACAGCACGUCAAGCACCUUGAGGAAGUUUUGCAGGUCCUCAAGGAGGCACAACUGCACCUCAACUUGGAGAAAUCUGAGUUUGGAAGGGACAACUCCUCUAUCUCGGGCACCGGUUGUCUGCAAACGGCCUUGAGCCGGAGGCAACCAAGGUUGAGGUCAUCCGAAAGUGGCCUCAACCAGCGAACGUACGCGAACUGCGUUCUUGUCUUGGUCUGGCCUCAUAUUAUCGGAAGUUUGUGCCCAAAUUUUCUGUCAUUGCUCACCCACUCUCGAGACUAACAAGUAAGAAUGUUGCCUGUGCGUGGUGUGAGAAAUGUGAGACUGCGUUCCAAGCCCUGAAAGAGGCAUUGUUAGCUUGAUUUUCAUGAGUGCGAGGGUCUCGUAUUCCGCCGGUAUGGGAAGUUUGAUCGUUUGUGUGUACCCAACCAUGUGCCUCUCCGAACUCAUUUCUUGGAUUUGGCACACGGUCGGAGUGGACAUUUCGGCUUUGAGAAGAAUUAUGGAAGUCUUCUGCAGCAGUUUGAUUGGCCGGGAAUGAAAGGAUCAGCUCAGA
This is a messenger RNA of Chara braunii, 2313 nucleotides long. Lineage: Eukaryota; Viridiplantae; Streptophyta; Charophyceae; Charales; Characeae. The record is from the annotation of a GenBank genome assembly.